Molecule: messenger RNA, 946 nt
Organism: Mugil cephalus (flathead mullet)
Lineage: Eukaryota; Metazoa; Chordata; Actinopteri; Mugiliformes; Mugilidae
Product: ADP-ribosylation factor-like protein 3
Exons: 6
Coding region: 178-726 (182 amino acids)
Biological process (GO): cilium assembly
Cellular component (GO): microtubule cytoskeleton; cytoplasm
Molecular function (GO): GTP binding; GTPase activity
Source: RefSeq, a predicted model, not a curated record
UAGUGUACACAUCCGGGGUUAUCUUGACCACGCCUCAGCCGCCAAGUAGUUUAAGUUAACGUCAUGGUUCCCCUGGCAACAGAGCCUGGCAGCUGCUGCUGACCCAAGAAGCAUGGUCAGAAAGAUGUUAAUCCACUCAGCCUGAGCGAGGGCCACAAAACCACCUGAGGAAAAAACAUGGGCCUCUUGUCCAUUCUCCGGAGACUGAAGCGGUCUCCAGAGCAGGAGGUGCGUUUGCUGCUGUUAGGACUGGACAACGCUGGCAAGACCACCCUGCUAAAACAGCUGGCAGCCGAAGAUAUCAGCCACAUCACCCCCACACAAGGCUUUAAUAUAAAGAGUGUGCAGUCUUCUGGCUUCAAGUUGAACGUUUGGGACAUCGGAGGUCAGCGCAACAUUCGUCCGUACUGGAGGAAUUAUUUUGAGAACACAGACGUGCUGAUCUAUGUGAUUGACAGCUCAGACAGAAAAAGAUUUGAAGAGACGAGUCUGGAGCUCUCUGAGCUGCUGGAGGAGGAAAAACUCGCCACCGUGCCACUGCUAAUAUUUGCCAACAAGCAGGACCUGAUGACGGCCAGUCCUGCGUCUGAGCUUGCAGAAAGUCUUCACCUGCACACGAUCCGGGAUCGCAUGUGGCAGGUGCAAGCCUGCUCUGCAGUCACCGCUGAGGGAGUGCAGGAUGGCAUGACCUGGGUUUGCAGAAAUAUAAAAUUUCGGAAGAAAUAAUUCAAGAAGAAUUGCGCUUUACUCAGAAGAAGUCCAAAGAAUGACACUUCAUUUCACUUUCAUAAGUAUUGAUUCAUUCAUAAUUCAUAAUUGUUGAAACACUUAUUCUAUACACCACAAACUUCUUCUGCUGCAUAACUAAGGUCCCUAUGUCAUAUAUCUUUAAAUGUAUAUACUGUAUAUAGGCUGUUUAAUUCAAUUUAAAAAGGCAGUUUGUGCA